AUGUCGUUCGAAGAUUCUUGCUCAUCAGAUUCUUCAAUUCACCCCAGGAACCAAGAAGACCAGCCUAAAGAAUCAGCCUCGCAGUUAAACGCUCAAUUUAUCUCUUUAAUCGAGUCAGCGCAGGCGCAAAGCUACCAACAAGGAUUCCCAACCCAAACGGCGACUUGGACAUUUAAUGCGCCAGCGCCAGCGGUAGAAAACCACUCAGAGUCAACGCAAAACUUUUCAAACUCUCUACAAAGCCCCCAUAAUUCAACGGCUUCGCUUGAAUCGAGCACCAAUAUCCCAUCUUCUAUCCUGCAUUCCGAUACACCACUCUCUGGACAGAGUGUUCAGCCCUCUUUUGACAGUGUUGGCUGUGAAGAACAAUUGACUGAUGACCAAGGAAGCGGCCUUGGUAUAACAUCAUACCCUAUGUCCGUAGCAUCAGAUACAUACUUCGCUGGCCCAAUGCAGCCUCACUCUCAACAUUAUGUCUGGGCCAAUCGCCCAUUUCAACCGCUUCAAUCGCCUCCAGGGAACAUGAAUCAACAGUUCCCGCCUCCACAGCCAUAUCCCCAAACUGGAUACCCAGUCGGUUAUAGCGGCCAGGCCGGCGGGCCUGUCCCUAAUUACCACCAAGAGCUCCCGACACCAUCACCAUACCUUUCCACGGCGCCUGGUAGCGCUCAACGACAACCUCAAUCUCGCAGCCCAUCCAUACCUCGACCCUUUCCUCCUCAUUCAGCUGCUGGGCACAUGCCCGAUCAACCUCUCAUGACCUCUUCUCCCCCUUAUAAUAUGAUGGGUCAGCCUCCAUACUAUCAUCUUCCGGAAGCACCACCAGUUCCAUCCUCUCACCAUUCCUCGAUUAGCUCUCACACAUCUUCAAUGAUGCACGAUCCCAUAUAUUCCCACGACUCGGCGAACACCGCGUCAAGCAAAGAACAGCAGCUUCAUGUUUCGAGCUCGCGACCAAGACCGCAGUGCUGGGAUCACGGCUGUAAUGGUCGGGAGUUCUCGACAUUUAGUAAUCUACUUCGACACCAGCGCGAAAAGUCCGGUGUGGUCGCCAAGGCAGAGUGUUCUGUGUGCGGAGCUGUAUUCACACGCACGACGGCGCGCAAUAUCCAUGUUGCGCAGGGCAAAUGUAAAGGCGCGGGAAGAGACUCGAUGACUGAGUGA
Penicillium manginii is the source of this 1164-nucleotide messenger RNA. RefSeq lists its product as uncharacterized. NCBI's taxonomy places the organism in Eukaryota, Fungi, Ascomycota, Eurotiomycetes, Eurotiales, Aspergillaceae. The coding region runs from base 1 to 1164 and encodes 387 amino acids. The record is from RefSeq and is a predicted model, not a curated record. The transcript is spliced from 6 exons.